Molecule: messenger RNA, 5122 nt
Organism: Ctenopharyngodon idella (grass carp)
Lineage: Eukaryota; Metazoa; Chordata; Actinopteri; Cypriniformes; Xenocyprididae
Gene: purbb
Product: purine-rich element binding protein Bb
Exons: 1
Coding region: 227-1120 (297 amino acids)
Biological process (GO): regulation of transcription by RNA polymerase II
Cellular component (GO): nucleus
Molecular function (GO): purine-rich negative regulatory element binding; DNA-binding transcription factor activity, RNA polymerase II-specific; RNA polymerase II transcription regulatory region sequence-specific DNA binding
Source: RefSeq, a predicted model, not a curated record
GAAAUGCCUGCACAGGAGGAGGAAAUGUCUCUGACCAAUGAAGCCCGAGCGCACCUCCCUUACGCUCCGAAUGACAAGCGCUCGGACCUAUUGGUGACCCCGCGAUCGCGCGCCGCCUGUUAUUGGCAGAUGUGAGGCCAAUGCUGUGGUGCUGAGAGCCGUGCGUGCUGGAGCAGGGCAGAGAGGAGCGUUUCUCUGAGGGAGAAGUUGGCUGGAGGUGCUGAAGAUGGCGGAUGGAGACAGCGGGAGCGAGCGCGGUGGCAGUAGCGGCGGCCUCCAGCACUUCCAGCGGGAGCAGGAGACCCAGGAGCUGGCGUCCAAGCGUCUGGACAUCCAGAACAAGCGCUUUUACCUGGACGUCAAGCAGAACGCCAAGGGACGCUUCAUUAAGAUAGCGGAGGUGGGCGCCGGGGGCUCCAAGAGCCGCCUGACACUUUCCAUGUCCGUGGCGGCGGAGUUCCGCGACUACCUCGGGGAUUUCAUCGAGCACUACGCCCAGCUGGGGCCAAGCAGCCCGGAGCAGAUCGCUCAAUCAUCCGGUGGGGAUGAUGGCGGCCCGCGGCGGGCGCUCAAGAGCGAGUUCUUGGUGCGCGAGAACCGCAAAUACUACCUCGACCUGAAGGAGAACCAGCGCGGGAGGUUCCUGCGCAUCCGCCAGACCGUCAACCGAGGUCCCGGCUUCGGCGUCGGCGGAGGGGGCGGUCCCGGAGGAAGCGUGCAGUCCGGCCAGACCAUCGCGCUACCUGCGCAGGGCUUGAUCGAGUUCCGAGACGCUCUGGCCAAGCUCAUCGACGACUACGGCGGGGAGGAUGAGGAGCUCAGCGGGGGGCCUGGAGCCGCGGGGGGCUACGGCGAGCUUCCCGAGGGCACCUCCAUCAUGGUGGACUCCAAGAGGUUCUUUUUCGACGUCGGCUCCAACAAGUACGGCGUGUUCCUGCGGGUCAGCGAGGUCAAGCCCAGUUACAGGAACUCCAUCACCAUCCCCUUCAAGGCCUGGGGGAAGUUCGGAGGAGCCUUCUGCCGCUACGCCGAGGAGAUGAAGGAGAUCCAGGAUAGACACCGGGAUAAGAUGUACGAAAGGAGAGAGGAGUCCGAGGCCGAGGACGUGGACGACGACUGACACCAGCUUCGCCAGGAGAUGACCACACGUGUGAAACAAUAAGUGCAUGAACUGAACUCAAAUAGCCUACUAAAAUAUUCAUGGGACAGAAAACUAGAUCUGUGAAAUUUCUAUGUGGUGAGGGUUUGGGGAGGGGGGUUGUUUGUGUUGAAGCCAUGGGGCAAAGGAUGUCUCAUGGGGUAUGACUUAUGCCUGAUGCUGCCCUGUCCUGUCAAACCAGCAAGUUUAAUUGUCUUAGCCAACAAUUAAACCUUUGUUACAUCGACGCCAAGGCUGCUGAAUUUCCAAAGUGGCCCGUAUACGAUAAUACCAGGCUAUAAAGGUUCAUACUGUCCAACACAUGUUUUUAGAGGGGAGAAAUUUAGUAUAUAUAUACAUAGGGUCACUGGUCUUCAUGGUGUGUUUCCUUCCCAGGCAGCGUGGGACUUUCACAACUAUUAUCAAAACGUGCAUCAGAAAUUGUUUUAUUUUUUUUCUUUUAUAAACAGAUGUUCCCUAAGCUGUUGUUUUAGGGUUUUCGUUCUCACAUCAACAUGAUUUUUAUGUUUUGCCCAAUUUGAGCGAUGAAAAGUUUUAAAUUCAGAUUUCAAGGGGAAUGUUUUGACCUCCGAUUUUGUGUUGACAUGUCUCACAGCGAGACUUUUUAAAUCUGAAGUCAACCAGUGACGUUAGUGAUGAUAAAUUGUUGCUUUAUGCACACAACCGGUGUUAUAAAAUGACAUCCGGUCCGGUGUGAAAUGUUGGUUUUGGGGUCAACAUACAAAAAGCUUUGUCUUUUUUUAACUUGGGUCCAAGUCCCCUCUGACUAUUUAAGGACAGAUUGCUUAAGUCGAUAGAUUAGUUCAUAUAAAGGACAGAGCUACAUGGGUGAGUGUAUUUUCACCCCGUCCCCUUUUGCGUUGUCAUUUUUUUUAAGAUUGUUCUUUAUGAGAGAAUACGUAAACAAACCAGCAUAUUUUUGAAUACACAAAGUAAAAAUUAUAUAUAUAAACUACAGAAUUAUUAAGGCUCAAGAAGCUAAUUUUGUAAAAAAAAAAAGAAAAAAAAAGAGAAGAUAAAUAAGCUGGAAUUGAAAGAUUGUCCAGUGUAUUUGUUUUGUGGAAGAGUAUAGGAUCAUAUAUGAGAUUAUCCUUGUGGAAAAUCACGCCCCUCCUCCAAGCUCCUCCCACUACCCCUUUUGAGUUUACAGCACGCAUAUGUUUUCUUUCUACGUGAUUAAUAUCAAAAACGUCUUUCCGCUGGUAUAUCGUGCGUCCAUUUCUGUGCAUGCCCGUCCCGCAUUUGCCUUUUUAUUUAAUUUAUUGCUUUCUCUUGCGUAGUAUCUGCAGCUAUAUUAAUGCAAUAUUUUUGUUUAGCCUUUCACCAAAAAUAUUCUAAAAAAUAACCAAGUAGACCAGUGGGUUAUGAUGGAGAAAGAUUGUUAACGUUGAGUAUAUUUUAUCCGUGCACUUUAGCAAAAACACAACCUGCGAUAUGCUUGUAUCCACGGCGAAGAAUUGAGUUUUUUUCUUGGGAGCAACAGUGUUUUGUGCUCGUGUGUAAAACCUCCAUACUGUUUUGUGUUAAAUGGCAGCUGUUGAAGUCAUGUGUACUGCUGUGAUACAGACGAAUUGCAUCGAGCCUAGUAUAUGAGAUAUAACGUUAUGAAAUAUUUUCACACACUCCUAUCUAUUGGCCGCGGAAUUGUAAACGGAUGCCAACUCGUUUUCUGUGCUUUCACGAUUGCGGCAGCUGUUUCUCUUCAACAGCGAGCUGACUAGGCAGGCCGGCUAUUUUAAUGCGAGAAGCAUGAAGAGGGUGAGCAUUCCUGCCCGGGUGGCCGUGGAUUCAGCUGUGCCGUUUGCUCUGAAGUGCGUCGAGGCACAAGGGCCCGAUUGUUGAGCCGUCCGCACGCCACUGCAAAUGUUAUUACAUCAGCAGACUGCAUUUGCUGCACGUGAUGAGAAGCCGCAGCCGUAUAGUGGAGAAAAAUGAUGUUGUAACGUGCAGCAUAAGAGCGUUUUCUGCGUUGCUGCUGGACUAACCUUCCAAAACAGGCCCCAAUUUGGCAGCCGAACCUGAACGGCAAUAGAAAGCGUGACACAGCAGCUGUUGGCAGGACAUUCUUGCGUUUCUCCCCCGCCCGCCCCUCCUCAGCUGCUGUUCGGGUUGCUCCGCUAAACUGAGCAUUUGUAGACGGGAGGCACCAUUCGGGACUCAAGGGGGGCUGAGUUUUACAACACGACUCGCUGCUCAACUUGCUCUAGGAAGGAGAUUUGCCAUGUCCUUGUGGUUCUUUGUGGUUACGCUGGUGUGUCUAAAUCAGCACCAUUUGUAGAUCACGUGUGCAUUCAUUUUGAUUGUAUGACCCAUCAGUACUAUUAGCGAAGUGAAUGUGUCAUGUUGAAGAACCAAGAUGGUUGACUAAUUUUGUGUAAAAAGAAAAAAGAAAAAAAAUGCAAAUGACCGACAAAAAAGCCAUUUUAGCCAUUAUUUUCUUCACUUUAAGGUGUAUACAUGCAUUAAAACCCUCUUCUAGGCUGCUAAAUGUCAAAAUGGAGAAUAUCACAGCACUUUUUUUCAAUGACCUGUCCAUUUAAGAUGUGGAAUCGGGCACAAAUCUCUUGCAAAACACCAGAAAUGGACUUUCUUUCAACUGAACUUGGCUGUGUUUAUUUCAAAUGUAUUUAUAUAUAUAUAUAUAUAUAUAUAUAUAUAUAUAUAUAUAUAUAUAAAAUAUAAAAUAUUCUAAAAAAUGCUGGGUUAAAAACAACCUAAGUUGGGUUGAAAAUAUACAAACCCAGCGAUUGGGUUGUUUUGACCCAGUGGUUGGGUUAAAUAUUUGUCCAACGUGCUCGGCAGUUUUACUUAACUCAACUAUUGUUUAAAAAUUACUAUAUUUGUGGCUAAAAAUGAACCCAAAAUAGGUUGAAAAUUAAAAAUCAGACACAUAAUUACUAGAGGCAACAAUAAUAAUCAAAAGGUGAACAUUUAAUAAUGAGCAAAUGUUUGUUUAAUUAUUUUUCAUUAAACUUAUUAAUAAAUGUUCAUUUCCAACAUGCUUUGGGUUCGUUUUAAGCGAGCAAUACAGUCAUUUUUAAACAGUAGUUGAGUUAAAUAAAACUACCCAGCAGGUUGGGUCAAACAUUUAACCCAGUUGCUGGGCUUGUCCAUUUUCAACCCAACUUGGGUUGUUUUUAACCCAGCAUUUUUUAGAGUGUGUGUAUAUAUGUGAGAAUAUGUACUGUAAAGAUUUGUGUUUUGUUUCCACCUUAUUGUCACUAAAAAAAUAUCAGGGACAGGAAGCAAUACUCAUCCAUAGGGAUGAGAUUAUGAGUUCAUUUCCUGUCAGGCUCUUUGCUGACUCUCACAAUUGGCUGAUUUGUUUUCCUGUUUCCUGAGGUUGGGAUUUGUGCAAAGUUCUGUGGGGCGUCCGCAUGCUUUUCAAAUGAACAAUACCUCUGUUCCACUGUACGAAAGAUUGGAAAACUUCUGAAAGAAUGUUCUGUUAUUUCAGGCGACUCACCCGAGCUCUUAACAGCAUCCAUGUGUCAACCACUGUUGUUUUUAUUAACACCGUUUUCCUGAUCGUACGCACAAGAGCAACAAUUCAUAGAACAAUCUUUAUUGAAAGGUAGCUAUUUUUCCAAUAUAUCGUAUGUUUUCAGCAGAGAUUUUAACGUGGGAAUGCCCUGGUUUAAACUCAGGUUCUUGGCAUUCUCAGAAUAUAUAUUUGCUCAGUUCAUUUUCUAUCUGAUACUUGAUACUGACGUUACAGAGUGAGUUCACAGCUACUGCAGGACACUGUCAAGAGCUCAGGUCUCAGAUACUCAAAGUAUCUCCACCCACUCCAUCAAGCCCCGCCCCCAGGCUAGACUGCCUCUGUCAGAACAGGCAGCCUUCCAUUUUUCCCAUGGCUGAACUUUUUUUUUUUUUUUCUCUGAGAUUUACAAGUCUAUAUUUAGAAAAUGCUAUGUAUGUUUGUAACAGAAUAAAGGAAAUUAUAAAUGAUGGAAAGCAAAA